AUGGGUUCAUUACCCCAAGCAACUCCGUUUAGGGUCGCCAUCGUCAAGGCCUACGAGAUCGACGAGCCAAAGCACAGGGGGAUGCUACAGUCGUUCCGAGAUAACGUCCUGCACCAAGUUCCAGAUGCAAUCAUCGACGCAUACCGACCGAUGAAGGAAGACGGUCACCUCCCUGCGCCUGCGGACUACGAUCUCAUCGUCAUCACCGGCGGACUGAGCAACCUAUGCCAGGCGACUUAUGAGCCUUGGGUCGACACCACGCUAGAAUGGAUUCGCCAAGUGGUGGGGCAGCAACACAUCACCAGGACGAAGCUGCUCGGCAUCUGCUGGGGUCACCAGGCAAUCGCAACAGCUCUUUCUGGCAAAGUCGGGAGUUUUGAACAUCCAAGAGUUGGCGUCGAGGACCUUGCUCUGAACGAUGACGGCAAAGCAGUCUUUGGAAAGGAGUCGCUAAAAAUCACAAAAUUCCACAAGCGCUUCGUGCAGGACGUUCCGAGUGGCUUCAAGCCACUGGCGCCGGACAAUGAGAUUCUUGUGUCCGAUUCUGGGCUCAUUCUGUCGCUUCAAGGCCAUCCCGAGAUUUACGGAGAGCUGUCCAGACAAAUUUUCAACAUGAACGUGCCGUAUUACAGAGCGACACUGCCAACCGAGGACGAUCUUCAGCGAUACUACUCUGAGAUGUCCUCGAGUGAGCAAGAUGCCAAGCUGAUUUUCCAGAAGGUUACUCAGUGGGCCCAGUCAUGA
Molecule: messenger RNA, 744 nt
Organism: Colletotrichum phormii
Lineage: Eukaryota; Fungi; Ascomycota; Sordariomycetes; Glomerellales; Glomerellaceae
Product: class I glutamine amidotransferase-like protein
Exons: 3
Coding region: 1-744 (247 amino acids)
Cellular component (GO): nucleus; cytosol
Source: RefSeq, a predicted model, not a curated record